GUAUUUAUCAAGAGAACAAAAUAUUCGUUACAUGUAAUUCCUAAUUUGUAUUUCUUUUGUUCUUCUUUCCUCGUUACUUUCAUCUUUAAUUUUAGGAAUAUAAGUUAUUUUAAAUACAUGUAAUUAAUCGUAGAAGAACCAAAAGUUAAUCUUUGUAAUCAUUUUUAUUGUGAAUUGUUAUAUAUCCAUCCGGACAAAUAUAUUAUUUAAAUUAUAUUGACGCUAAUAGAUUAUACUACUGACUAUGGAAUUAUUUGAAUUGGAGGAUGGAUGGUAUACUGACCCUGAGUGUACAUAUCCUAAAGGAAAAUUGGGAUGGAAUAAAAAUAAAAAGAAGAAAAUGAGCGAUAAGCUCAGACCAAUAAUUAAAUAUUACAACGAUCAAAAAAAACAAGACAAUUUACAAAGAUUUGAUACAAUUGUUGUAACUAUUACUAUAGAUAGAAUUAAAGUAGGUAAACUUAUUGGAAUGAAAGGAAACAAUAUUAGAAAUUUACAAAGAAUAAGUAAUACUAAAAUUAGUAUAAAACGGUGUGCUUCAAAUGAUACUAAUGCCAUAGUAAAAAUAUCCGGAACUUAUAUGGCAAUAUUAGAAGCAGAACAAAUGAUAGAAAAUAUAUUAAAGCAAGUAUCGCCUUGUAGUAAAACAACAAAUAAUCAUAGGCCGGAUAUUGAUACAAAAUUUCACUUAAAGAGUAAAUCAAGCAUUACAGGAUACAAACAAAAUUCGAUAGUUAAUUAUUUUCCAUUUAUAACUAUGCCCAUAGAUGUUAAUAUUGUAGGUAAAUUUAUUGGGAAAGAAGGAAGAAAUAUUAAGCAAUUACAAGAUGAAAGUAACACUAUAAUUCGUGUAAGAAUAGUAAAUCCAUAUCCAAUUAUUGUUAUAAUUGGAUUGCCAAUAUUAAUACGUAAGGCAAAAGUUUUAAUUAAAAAAUGUUUAAAAAAAUUAUCACGUUUUACGAAAAAUAACUAUCGGAGCCUGACUUUGAAUAAAUGUGAUGAAGUAAGCCCCCCAGUGUUCGUCGGAAAUCCUCAAAUAAUCAAGAACUUAUAUAGAGAGGAUCCUGUUGUUGCUAACAUGUCUAAAAAAAAAGUAAAUAUGAUUAAGAAGGCGAAUAACAUUAUCGAAGUUAAAUAUAUGAAGGAUUUGUAUAAUAAUAUUAACGAUUUUCCUAUUCCUAAUCCAAUAUUAACGUUCGAACAAGCAUUCAGCAAUUAUCCAGCAAUGUUGAAGAAAAUAAGGGAACAAGAUUUAGAAAAACCAAACUCCAUCGAGUGUCAAGCAUGGCCAAUAUUGCUUAGCGGCAAAGAUAUGCUUGGCAUAGCACCAGCUAAAUUAGGUCUCUAUCAUAUAUUUCUAUUGUAUUUUUUAAUAUUUAUAUUAGACUAUUAUUCUCUAUAAUUAUCUUUUUAUCAUUAUUUAGAUAAAACGUU
This is a messenger RNA of Polistes canadensis, 1434 nucleotides long. RefSeq lists its product as uncharacterized. Gene Ontology annotation, molecular function: mRNA binding. NCBI's taxonomy places the organism in Eukaryota, Metazoa, Arthropoda, Insecta, Hymenoptera, Vespidae. The record is from RefSeq and is a predicted model, not a curated record. Gene Ontology annotation, biological process: regulation of gene expression. Gene Ontology annotation, cellular component: cytoplasm; nucleus. Bases 245 to 1402 code for a protein of 385 amino acids. The transcript has 6 exons.